CCAUUUAGGACGUAUGCAGAAAACGCCCACUUCCUCUACUAUUCAUCUUCACUGGAAAAAGCUGGGACCAUGGUUGUCGUUUGAAAACGGAUCGGUGUGAUACAGAUUGCAAGGACGGACAGAGUCAAAAAAAAAGCCUGUUUCAGGUGUCAGCUGGUAAAACGUGUGAGGGUGAGUGAGUGAGCGAGCGAGUGUGUGUGUGUGUGUGUGUGAGUGUGUGUGAGUGCGUGUGCGCGUGCUUGCAGGCACGUGUGUUUGCCCAGCCCAGUCAGUAUUUGGAGUGGAAUACGGCCUGAACACAUCACAGAGGGACAAUGAGUGAGCUGGAACAGUUGAGGCAGGAAGCCGAGCAACUACGCAGUCAGAUCCGGGAUGCCAGGAAAGCCUGCAGUGACUCCACUCUGUCACAGAUCACAGCUGGUCUGGACUCAGUGGGCCGGAUACAGAUGCGGACGCGACGCACUCUCAGGGGCCACCUGGCCAAGAUCUAUGCAAUGCACUGGGGUAGCGACUCCAGGUUACUUGUCAGUGCCUCACAAGAUGGAAAGCUAAUCAUCUGGGACAGCUACACGACAAAUAAGAUGCACGCCAUCCCUCUGCGCUCUUCCUGGGUGAUGACGUGCGCCUAUGCCCCCUCUGGGAACUAUGUGGCCUGCGGAGGCCUGGACAACAUCUGCUCCAUAUACAGCCUGAAGACCCGCGAGGGCAACGUGCGCGUCACCCGAGAGCUACCCGGACACACAGGUUACUUGUCCUGCUGUCGUUUCCUGGAUGACAACCAGAUACUGACCAGCUCGGGAGACACCACCUGCGCAUUGUGGGACAUAGAGACAGGCCAGCAGGCCACGUCCUUCACUGGCCACACAGGGGAUGUGAUGAGUUUGUCUCUAAGCCCGGACUACAAGACCUUUGUGUCAGGAGCCUGCGACGCCACCUCCAAGCUGUGGGACAUCCGUGAUGGCAUGUGCAGGCAGUCCUUCACCGGCCAUGUGUCCGACAUAAACGCUGUCACCUUUUUCCCCAAUGGGAAUGCCUUUGGCACAGGCUCAGAUGAUGCCACCUGCAGGCUGUUUGACCUGCGUGCCGACCAGGAGCUGAUGAUGUACAGCCACGAUAACAUUAUCUGCGGAAUCACCUCCGUGGCUUUCUCCAAGAGUGGCCGACUGCUCCUGGCCGGCUACGAUGACUUCAACUGCAACGUCUGGGACACUCUGAAAGGCGAGCGUGCAGGUGUGCUUGCGGGCCACGACAACAGAGUGAGCUGCUUAGGGGUGACAGAAGACGGCAUGGCUGUGGCCACCGGCUCCUGGGACAGUUUCCUCCGGAUCUGGAACUAAGGAAACCUCUUCCCUGUUGUACUCAAUCACUGCCCUCCAACUUCCUCCCCGCAACCCCACCCUACAUAUCCCAACUUAUCUGCUGGGCUGGACAUGCGGGGUACACACUGUGUCAGCCGAAAUCCUCUAAUGACACCCCCAGUUCUGUGCUCUAUUGGCGACCUGCCCACUUGUGAGAAAGUACCAACUCUUUCUACCUUUCAAAGUGACGUUUUUUUCACCCAGCUAUUACACAAAAACAAAAAUAAGAACCUUUCAAUAGAGUUGUCCAACCAGAAAUAAAAAAGAGAUGCGUUGAAUCUGAAAAAUAGAAGAUUUCGACCUUAUACCAAUUCUCUAGAAGGCGAUAAAGAGCGUCUGUUACCAUGAACAAGAUCAGCGUUGGUGUGUAAUAUGUAAAUGUAUAUAUAAAGACAGUAUAUAUGUAUAGCAUUAUGUGUGUAUAUAUGCAUCAUAUAUGCAUAUAUAAUGUGUAUGUAUAUAUUUUUGUAGUUAAUUUCCCACCCUUGAGUUUUUUUUAAUGAUUUUGGGGGUUUUAUGUUUUAUUUUAAAUGUACAUAAUCACAAUUUCUACACAACAUAAUGCCAGAAACACUUUUAUCCUGUGUGAGUACCAGCAUGUCAGACCAUUUAGACACAGCAGCGUAUUGUAAUUUCACCUAACAAAUCACCUUUCAUUUUCUAAAAUUUCUGGUACUUGCUGAUGUAGUUAAGUCCACUCAUCCAGCAACAAAAGAGGAUAUAGCUAGCAAGCAAAACAAUUUGCAAACAUUUGGCCCAGCUAAACUUAUUUUCCUUAGUGUGUGUGUGUGUGUGUGUGUGUGUGUGUGUGUUAUGGUUACAGCCAGUUGGCAUAACUUGUGCAUCCUGUAUCUUCAAAUGUCGUGUCCAUGUGAAUGAUGGCUAUGAUGGUAUUUUUUAUUUUCUUUUAACAAUGCGACCCCUGGCAUCCCUCACCAGUCUUUACAUUAGGAAGGAAACCGUCACACUGCUGUGGUAGUGAUUUAGAGAGAGAGCUUCAAAACCAACAAGCAGCGUUUAGUCUGGAUUCAGCUUUAGCUCCAAAGUAGAAACCAGUGAAUUUAAGGCUAAGAUAGAAAACUUUAGUUAACUGGAGGCCCUGCCUUGGCCUCUGCUCAAAUCGAUUGUGGUUUCAAAUCAUCGGAUGCUGAGUAUCUGAAGACCACACUCAUUCCAUGCAAAUCAACAACUGUGUGACAUGUUCGACCCAACAAUGGUCAGAAACAGAUGUUUUGCAUCAUAAUAUCUUCGUCUCCUGUGGCCUAUAGAAUCUACACUUUUCCUUAAAGUCGAGACAACGAGCAUCUCAAGUUGCCCAUACAAAUGACACUGAUGGAGAGAAGGGCAUCGCAAAGAGGGAGACCUUUUCCUCAAGCAGAAGCUGUUUUCUAUUUGUGAGCCUGUAUGGACACAUGGUCGAGCGGUCAGUCAUUAAAUGAGGAUUUUCAAGGACCAUAAAGGACAGCAGUGACUCUGCCAGCGGCCUCUGAGGACUAGAGAAAAGAUGAGGAGAGAGGCAGAAAGAUGUCUGAGCUCACAAUGUCAUUAUCUUCUUUCUUUUUUUUUUCUAAAAUGAAGGAUCAACAAGUCCUUUUUGUUGUUGGCAAGGUGUGAAAUAAUCAACUGUGUGGAAAUUAAUUCAUGUUAGCCACUCCAAAAUCACACCAGUACCACCACACGCCUGUUUUAAAAAGAUAAAAAGGGAAGGGGAAAAAGGGUUGAAUUUAGUUUUUUUUCUUUCCUCACCAGAACCAUGUUAAGAACUGUUAAAUAUAGCUAGUGAAGAAAGUACACUUGGUAGACAGAAAUGUACACUUAGUAGAGCGCUAGAAAUGCACUCACAAACUAGUACAAAUGUAAACCAUUGAGCACGUGACUUAUUUAGCUAUAGAAGUGGUAUCAGUGGAGUAUUUUCUCAUCACGCAUCUUCCACUAUUUUGGUUCCUCCAAAGGCUUAUUUUUUGAAAAAUUAAUACACAUAAUGUAUGUGAGUUGGACCUAUCCAUCGGCUGUCACAGGUGCCUAUCUCUAAAUAUAAACAUUUAACCCACAUGGACUGGAGAAAGGAGGGUUUGUGCUCCUGUGAGAUGUGGCACUAUUGUCUCCAUUCUGCCUUACGAUACCAUUCAUAAUAGAAGGUAAUACUAGCAUUGACUGCAGUAAUGUUUUCCACUUACGAUUCCUUUUUUACACACUGAUCAAUAAGAAAGUUUGCUAAUCAUUUUUCUUUUCCCAAUAGAAGCAUAUUCUGAUACUAGUAAACACUAAAAAAAGCAUGCUUACAGAAAAACCACCACGACCACAUGCAGCUCCAUAAUGCUUCUUAAAGCAAGUGUUUUACAUCACUUUUUAUACAAUUGUGCUUUCUACUACUACCGUACAGAUUGUAGUAUUUAUUUAGGUUCAAUCAGCUAUCAGUGAAACCCCUCAUUGGCAUACCGUGAUUCUAGUGACUUAUUUUUAGUUUUUAUGUUUUAGCUGCUUCUACUUGGCUUUGCAUUAAUGAAUCAAUUGUGAGAGAAUGUUAAGAAAUAACAGUCAGUUUUUAGCCUGAGAAUAUCUUUGAGGUGUGUAGGAUGUGAUAUGUAUUGCAUAUCAGUGUUGAGGGUGGUUGUGUGUGUGUGUGUGUGGGGGGGGGGGUGAUUUGCUGAUGUAUGUGGAGAACAUAGAUCUAAGUGUUACUUCCUCAUUUGUGCCAAUGUUAUCCACAGACCCUGAGCUGUGAACUGAAAACUAGUCAGUGUGACAAAAACAGUGUUUGCUCACUUUACUCAAGUGCCACCCUUCCCCAUAUCCAUCAGUUAAAGUCACAUCAGUACCUGAUUUUACACCCAAUCUGUUGUCUGAUCAAACAGGCGGAUCUCUAAAGAUGGGUUUUGGUAUCCUUAAGUGUUAUUAAGUUUACAGCGCUUAUUAACAAUAAAGUUUCUUUUUAAGUCAGUGGAAAUCGGACGUAAAGAUGAUCGAAAGACGAUAUGCAAUUAAAGGAAGAGCUAAAUAUUUUUGUGAAAUGUGGCUUUCUGGCAGUUGGCAGCCUGUUAGCUUAGCACAAAGACUGAAAACAGAGGGAAACAGCUAGCCUGGUUCUGUUAGGUAAAAAAAAAUCUGCCUUCCAGCACCUCUGAACCUCAAAAAUGAUCGUGUUAUAUCUAAUUUGUUUAACAAAAAUCAUAUUGUAAAAACGACAAUUUGCUGGAUUAUUUCUUGGCUCAAAUGCUAGCUGUAACUUCCUUGAGUUUCCACCUAUUUCUUGUUCAUCUUAAAUAAAAUUAUGAUGGGCAAACACUGUUAGUGUUUGACAGAGCCUAGGCUCGCCGUUUCAACUUUGUGCUAAGCUAGCUGGCAGCCAGCAGUAGCCUUUGUUAACAGGCAGCAUUUGGAGCAGUCUUCUCUAAGUAUGGCUAAGUAUACCCCCCCCCCCCCCCCGCUCUUUUAUAUCUGAGCUGUGUCAAAUUAGGGUACACUGUACUGUAUAUGUACUGUAUCAUUACUGACAGUGAUGAUUCAGCAGGCAACCAAUUCCCGCUCUGUGUAGUUGAGCAGUAUUAUAGCAGCUGGAACCUGAAAUAGUAACACUUCUACGUGCCUGUGCAGUUCUCUCAUCUAAGUAGUGCAGUAAACUCAUUAAUCAAAAAGGUGCUUGACUUAGUUUAAUUUCACAUUGUUGUAUUUACCUGAAGUCUCUGCUCCCAGUUUAUUCUCUCCACUACACAACUUUUAUGAAGCUGUUCAAUCGGCUUAUUUGAUGUUCCAAAAAUUUGUUGCAUUUACAGUAUUGUCUGAAGUACCAAGCUCAAUGAACCUGAAUCUGUGACUUCUUUGGAAGUUUGUAUGUUUUGGCAGUAGAUUUUGACGAUCAAUUUAAGUCGCCGUUGAUACUCACAGUGCUAAUGUCUAACUUCAAAGGGCAGAUGUAAACAAACGUGGAACUCCUGCACAUGUUCAGUUUCGAGGACUGCAUUUGCACGAUCCUCCAAUUUAGUAUCUGAAUAUGGAGGGGGGGGGGGUGUAUUUUCAAUAAAAAAAAAUCAAUGUCACCCCAUCACUUGAAUUGGUUAUGUAACAUGAUUCCCGCCACCACACAAUCACAAAAUAAUGCACUGCCCUUUGACUCUACAACCUACUGUUCUGACAUUUGUUUUGAUUUUAUUUAUUGUUUUUUGUUAUAAGCCAGUAAAGACCAGGGACUUGGUGCCAUGAUAAUUCUUACAGUGCUAUUGUGUGAAAUUAUAAUCACUUGUUAUGAAUAAUUUUUAUAGUCUUUUUCACACCAGACCCUUUUUUUGUAUUUGUACAGUGGCUUGGUGAUACCGAUAUGUUGCCAUGAGUUAUUGUAACCAAUAAAAAGCUUCUAACCAAGAAUAC
This is a messenger RNA of Micropterus salmoides (largemouth bass), 5723 nucleotides long. RefSeq names its product guanine nucleotide-binding protein subunit beta-4. Gene Ontology annotation, biological process: G protein-coupled receptor signaling pathway. The record is from RefSeq and is a predicted model, not a curated record. The transcript is spliced from 11 exons. Gene Ontology annotation, molecular function: signaling receptor complex adaptor activity; protein binding. Bases 315 to 1337 code for a protein of 340 amino acids. Gene Ontology annotation, cellular component: cytoplasm; heterotrimeric G-protein complex. Lineage: Eukaryota; Metazoa; Chordata; Actinopteri; Centrarchiformes; Centrarchidae.